CUAGCUCAAACGCGUGGGGCCUUCUGGGGGAAAGUAGCCAGCUUUUUAGCUCCUGUGAAUGAAAUGGUGUGACCUGCCUCCUGCUCCAGCAGCUUUGGCUUGGGGAACGAGGGCACUCGUUGCUCCUCGCCCUCUCCCAGAAGUAACAGCGAUGGGUGGCACUCCAGGCUUUCUCCUGCCGGCAAACACCUCCAUAUUUAUUUAAAAAAAUAAAAAUGAAAGCCCUCCUGGCACGGGGGGAGGUGCCUGCGGCACCCCACUGAGAAGACAGCAGGGCGGCGGGAGGCUGCGGGGCCGGGCCGGGCCGUGGAGCGAGGGGGCCGGGCCUGCCUCGCUUCGCCGCCGCAACCCGCCGGGUUGUGAAUCAGCACGAAAAUGAACAAAUGUAAGAAGCCUAAUGUUGACCAGACUGAAAACCUUGAUAAGUUCGGUCCUGAAAUUCUUUCCAAAAUUGAGAAGCUCUUUGCAAAGAAGUUUACUUACACUAAGCCAGUGAAUAAUGAAUGGCAGCUACCAGAUCCUGGUGAUGCGUUUACAUGUGAUCACAAGGAAUUUGACUCACUCCUGGCUCUGAAGGACUCGAUGAAUGAGGUGAAGAAUCAACUGAGUGAUAAGAACCUGGAUGAAUGGCAUCAGCACACCUCAUUUACCAAUAAAGCGGGGAAAAUAAUUCCUCAUGUGAAGAAAUCUGUGAAUGCUGAGCUGUGUACUCAGGCCUGGUGCAAGUUUCAUGAGAUUCUGUGCAGUUUUCCUCUUCUCCCUGAAGAAGCUCUUCAGGACAGAGAACUGAAUUCUGUCCACCUCUGUGAAGCACCUGGAGCUUUUAUAGCCAGCCUCAAUCACUACUUGAAAUCCCACCAUGUCCCUUGCAACUGGAAUUGGGUAGCUAAUACUCUAAACCCAUAUCAUGAAGCAAAUGACACCCUUAUGAUGAUCAUGGAUGACCGUCUUAUAGCAAAUACAUUGCCUCGGUGGUACUUUGGCCCAGAUAACACUGGUGAUGUGAUGACACUGAAACACUUAACAGGACUUCAGAACUUCGUAAGUAAUAUGGGCACAGUUCACUUGGUAACUGCUGAUGGUAGCUUUGAUUGCCAGGGAAAUCCAGGCGAACAGGAGGCUCUCGUCUCACCCCUUCAUUACUGUGAAACAGUCACCGCUUUAAUGAUCCUGGGCACUGGGGGAUCCUUUGUUUUGAAGAUGUUCACGCUGUUUGAACACUGUUCAACCAAUCUGCUCUUUCUGCUAAACUGUUCAUUUGAGGAGGUCCAUGUCUUUAAGCCAGCCACUAGCAAAGCUGGGAACUCAGAGGCCUAUGUGGUUUGUCUUCGUUACAUGGGCAGAGAAAGCAUUCAUCUGCUGCUUUCCAAGAUGAUACGGAACUUUGGAACAGAAAUGGUCAACAAAGCACUUUUCCCCCAGCAUACGCUACCAGAAUCUUUUCUUAAAAUACACGAAGCGUGUUGCAUGUUCUUCUACAAGUACCAGGUAGAGACUAUCUCUGAGAACAUCCACCUUUUUGAGCACAUGGAAGAAGCAGAGCAGAUGAAACUGUACGAGUUAAGAAACUGUGCAGUGGAAUUCUUCAUGCAAAGACUUUGUAUGAAACCCAUUGCUAGAAAUAACUGGCUUGUCAAGAAAUCUCAGACUGGUUGCAGCAUGAAUGCAAAAUGGUUUGGGCAAAGAAAGAAAUAUUUUAGUACGUACAAUGAAAGGAAGAUGCUGGAAAGCCUUACGUGGAAUGAUAAAGUGGCAAAGGGCUAUUUUAAUCACUGGGCUGAAGAACAUAGUUUAAAUAAUGCUGGUAAAAUGUGCAUCUUGGAAGGAUUGUCUUCUAACCUUGAGUGUAGCUUGUGGUACAUUUUGGAAGGAAAAAGGCUACCAGUGGUAAAAUGUUCUCCAUUUUGUGAUGGUCAAGUCUUGGAAAAUCUUAAUGAAGCUAUGAAAGAAUUGCUGGGGGGGAGGCUGAAAAGCAGGCAAAUGCUGCAGCCUUGUCACUCGUGUGAAGUUCUUCCUGGGCGACUGAUAUUGGCAGAAGUGUCCGACCUUUCCAGAUGUCAUCAGGAAGUCCUAAAUGAAAAAUGUAGUGACCAGUUCAGGUGCCUUGUGGUGGGCUUCCCAUCCCUCUGUGAUACUGAAAAGCAACCCAGUAUGGAAAUAAAGUUCCUGGACUCAGCCACGCUGCUGUCCUUUAGCUUCUCUUUGCUUUAUGAUGGAGAACCAAAGUACCAGCAGCAGCUUUUGGAGUGCAUUCUGCAUUCGUUGAAUCAGCUUACAAUGGGAGAUGCGUUGAUUUUGCCUAUUCUCUCUUGCUUUACACGCUUCACAGCUGGCCUGGUCUUCAUACUGCAUUGCUGUUUCAGAUGCAUCACAUUUGCUUCUCCAACCUCCCACGAGCCUCUAAGAACUAGUGUUGCUUUGCUCUGUGUUGGUUACCGAGGCCUUCCAAAUCCAGUUGUUGAAUAUCUGCGGCAUCUGAAUAAACUAAUGAACUCUUUACUAGACACGGACUCUCCACAGCAAGUUUUGCAGUUUGUGCCUAUGGAAGUUCUCCUCCAGGGCAAACUGUUGGAGUUCUUAUGGGAUUUGAACACAGCCAUUGCAAAGAGACAAUUCCACUUGAUUGUGCAAGCUAAGCAGCAGCAAAUCACUAGCAAUAUUUCACUUUAGAAUAAUUCUAGGACUGAGCAAGUUUCUGCUGCUAGACCUUGUUUCACAGGCAGGUAGAAGGUGUUAAAAACAUUGUUAAUGUGAAAGUUAUGAUACUGUAAAACCUUGACAUGACACUGUUAGUGUUGGGAGGAUGUUUUGAGCUAUCAGUCCUGCGUGCAUCAUAUUGGCCUGCCUUACAGAAACCUAAGGCUUAAUCUCGGGCAUUGGGGACUUGGGAAGGAUAGUGAUUGAAGUGGAAAAACUGUUUCGCCUCUGCUAGAGCUCUCCCUGAGCAAAUUUCUUUCUGUGCCACCUAGCUCAGAACUGUGGUCUUCAUGAUGAGAGAGGUAGUAUGGUGAUCUAUACCUGUUGCAUCAGGCUGGAUGGUGGGGGACCAUGUUGUGUCACAUUAGCCCUCUUCUGUGGAACAGAAUGUGGGAGUUUUGACACACCUGUGUAUUUUUCCAGGGUUUGUAGAAGCUGAUACAUGAGGAUUGGUCCAGAACGCUCAGCGGUGUGCAAGCCUGAUGAAGGACUUGAGGGAUGAGUGUCUUGUGAACAGGCAGCUGUCUCCCAAAGGCUGGGUUAGAAAUGACUGCCUGUAAGCAGCAGCAGAGGUGUCCAGGGAAAGAUGAUCAUUGGUUUUAAUUUUGUUUAUGUGAAGAGCAGCAGGCUGUGUAGGGAUUUGGCAGGUUACUGUGUGGCUUUGUCUCCCCAUCAAUGAAUGGGCUGUUAUAACCUUAUUUCUAAGUGGCUUGCGGGUCCUUCUUAAAAUGAUUUGAGGCUCCUGAGUGAAAAUAAAGACUUGCAUCUGCUGGCAGCAGCUGUUAAUGAGGAACUGCAAAUGUUUUUCAGGCUGAAAACAUGAUUAUGCACAGACUUGUGUAACAAGAAAUGUUUUGGGAGGAGCAGUAAGCUGAAGAAAUAUGUGAUAACUUUCUUUGGGAAAGUAUGAUCAAGAUUUCAGUUGGUUCCCCUUAAGGAUAAAAAUUAUGAAGUUGGUAACUGACUGUUCUUUAAGAGAGUAAAAAUUUAUUUUCCAUAUUGUUCCUUUGAGAGCUAAAUUUUGAGGCCUAACCUGAAUGUGUGUUAACAUUUAGUUUUAAGUUUGUAGUUUACAUGGAAAAACCUGCUCAGGGGGAGAGAUGAUGUUUAAAGGAAAAAUGGCGUUGCUGUUGAUCUGUGCAAGGUCUUUAAGGAAAAAGAUUGAAAGAGGGGAGUUAGAAGGAAAAUGCAGUCUCCUGAUGAAUUACCAGUCACCUUCUGGAAGUACUUUGAGUUAUAUAAUGUGGGAGUUUGAAGGAUAAUUGAUUACUGAUAUGGGAUUAAAAGCACUGCUGAAAAACUGGUUUGUCUGGAGGUGCUGCACAUUUAAUAGGCUUUCUUGCCACGUUAAUCAGGGCAGAGUUUAAUGCAUUUAACAGUACAUUUUUUUAUUUAAGAAUUUGAUAGGUGAAUGAGUUGGUGGCUCAGGUCUGACUCAUUCAUAACAUUUUCUAAAAAGUCCUGCUUUCUACAGUUGCAUGUAAAUAGAAGCUGCUGAAACAAGUUUCUGGGAUUGGUCAUUGUCCGCUUUAAUUUAUUUAAAUGAGCUUGAUCUUUUUGCUGUAAGCUGAGUCAUGCUUCCUCUCUCAGACCAGGAAGGAAGGGAAGAGAGACUACAAAUUGGGAGACAAAUGCAGUAAUAACUUCUCCAGUAAAUAAUUUUUUGAACCUGUAAACUCAAGAGUGUGAGGAGGGCCACAGAUGAAUUUCAGUGGGGAAUAAAAAAGAAACACUGAAAAACAGAAUAAAGAAUUGGGGAAGAAAUAGUGUAGAAUAACAGAUGAUGAGACAGUAUCAAAGAUCACCUAUAAAAGUUGUCUUUAUCCGAAACAAAAAGCAAUAUAAUGGUACUGUCCACCAAAGACACCCCUAUGGCUCUGCCACUGUUUCUGAGGUGGUUAAUGCUUCUGAAACUCCCACUGAGCCAAAGCAUUUGAAAAGACAUCUUUUAAAGCAGGGCUGAAUAAGAUAUUUCAAAUGCAAGGGUUUGCUUACACUGUGAUAUUCUGCCAUGGAGGCAUGAGUAGCCAGAAACAUCUCAUCUAAUAGGUACUUCAACUUGGGUUUUUUCUUACUAACGUUAGUCUAAUAUUUUUAAAUUAGUAUUUCAUAGGUAAAGUAAAAUCCUGAGGUGAAUGACAGACCAUGAGAGAAAAAUGCAUUUAUGUUCUCAAGCUUUCCUUGGUCUGUUCUGAUGAACUAUGCAGACUUACUUGAGAUUCCUCCUAUCCCAUCAUUCCUCAUAUUAUCAGUCUCCUUUUAUUCAUUUAUUUUUAGGAAAAAGAUGUUUUAGAUGGUCACAAAGCUUUGGGGGAGUUAGGACUGCAUGCUUCAAGAUACACUAGACUGAGCUGGUGGGGAAACAUGAUCCAUCUGUUUGGAAGUACCCUGCAAAAAAAAGUGUGCAAGCUGUGCUGUGGAGAGCCAGAUCUCUAAACCAAAGGAAAUCCAAUGUCCUGUGGAUCCUGAUGCCCAGUUUGCUCUGGAGAUUUUUUGUUUGUUGGCAGACAUGAGGAAGUGACUGGGGAAAUGCUUUGACAGCAGCUAUUUCUGUUAAAAAGAAAGGAUGUGGUUUGGAGAGUCUUUUUCUAUUAUUGUUAUUUUAAUGGUAGGAGUUUCGAAGUUAGGAAUGACACACAUCCUUUUAAUUGUGAGACUCCUAUAUUGUCCCAGCUGUCUUUAGACCAAAGGUGUCUUUGAGAGAAGUGACACUUAACUUCUGUUGUGACUUUUGGAAUAUGUAAGAAUGCACGAGAAGAAUGUAUUAACCUUUGUGGAGAGGUUCUGAUGACUGCUGCCUUCCUCGAGGCUGUCAGUUUUUGGCCAAUUUGAUUUUGAGUGACACCUGAAGUAGUGUCCAGUAGUAUCCAGGCUGCUUUUAAGUUUUGUUUGUUGUUGUUUGUUUGGUUUUUUGUUUGUGGGGUUUUUUUCCUACAAAUAGGAAGAUGAACUAGGUAUUGGUUUUCAUAAUUAGGAGUUUAAGGUUUCACGCAGGGGAAAACACAAGGGGGUGGAGAGAAUAAAUUGGUUAUGAUGUGAUUGAGAUUAAUGCAAACUUGAGGUAAAUUUAGUUUUGCAGCCCUGCUGUUGCUGGUUUCCAGUGAAGGACCACUAUCUAGGCCCAACGAUUAGCUAUGAGCUGCAUUAAUUUUUUGAAACUUUUUGGAUCUUUUGCAUGAGCAUUGAAUGAAUUGGCUACUCCAAUAAGUGAAAAUGCUGAUUUUUUUUUUUCUUUUAAGUUGAGUUCCAUUAAAGUUAAGAGGCUUGCUGCUUAUUUUUACUAAUUUUGUAUUGUAUUUAGAUUCAUUUGAUGUGCACAGAUUGUAUGUGUUCUUGCCACUGGCUUUCCAAUUUAAUUUCUACAAAACAUAAUGAGAUUUUUAGUAUGAAGUUGGGUAGUCUAUUAAAAGAGUACUAAUUGGUGUCUAUUAGUCUUCAUUUAUGCUGGAUCUGUCAAAUUACUGGUUGUAAAAGUAGAAUAUGUAGCAGAAUUGUAUUCUGUUAGAAAAACAACAUGGGACUUAAUGGGAAGGGAUUAAUAUUGCUUAUGUGGAAACUAGUGGAAACUAGGGGAAAAGAAAAACAGGCCUUGGUUUCCGGGCACCGAGCUUCAGGAUGCAGAAUAACAUCAAGUCCUUGAUCCACUGGAAGCAGGGGUUGACCAGUAAGCUGAUGCCUCAGAGCCUUGUAGCCUCUUGUUACGAUCCCUAUAAACUGUCUGUUGACAUCUCUUAAAUCUAUGGUUGGUUUUCAGUGUGUUAGUUCUUAAUGGUGAAGUGGGGGAAAUCCUGUGUAACUUUUCUUGCCAUUUUGGGUGGUAUGAAAUUUUUUUUUAAAUAGUACUUGCCCCCAUUUCCCACUUUUAAACAAGAGCCUCUAAAUUUCACCUUGUAGCCUUGUCUCUCAUUUUUUUUUUUAGCACUUUAGUGAGUGAAGACUAAGAUUAAAAUUGCCUUGCCAAAGUCUGGUAAUCGUUUUUCCAUCUCAUUUGUGCAACUAUUUUAAUGAGUGCCAUGAUGAUAUCCUUAGUUCCAGUUCUUUGUGCACUUCAGUCACUUGACAGAUCAAAUGGAGCUGUUUAUGCCAGAAAAGUGCUCAGCCUGUGGCUGUUCAUUGCUUGCUCUUUAGGCAAUGAUUUGGACUGCCAUCGAGCCCUCUUGUGAAUCCUUAUGGGUCCAAAGCUGAUUUCAAGUCUUAAGAAUGAAAUUUGUUUAAAAAUUAGCCGCUGGCUGUAGACACUUAUGCUUAUAACAAGCAGAACCUUUAGGAAACCUUUAAAUGCAGGAAACUUUUCCACCAGCCAGGACAGGCUAAUAUAACGUGGCUGAUGGGAUUUGCUAGCCUUUUGUUGCUAAAAACCCUUAAAAAAAGGCUUUGUGGCAUAACCACCUGAACAAACAGCUCACCAGUUGCGUGCUGCCUUUCUUGUACACAUGGGUACGCUGAUAUUUGCAUGCGUACAGCAUGCAGGAUUGCACAGCCAUGAAGCUUUUGCUCUGUAACUAAUCCACGUGUGCUUUUGUUUUGAAGAAUGUAUGUAUUUUUCUAAGUAGAUGAAGGGAUGUUGCUUUACAUGGCUACUGCAUAUUUUCACUUGGUCUGCAAAUAAGUGUUAAGACCUUUGUUUUUAAAGGAAAGGAAAAGAAAUGUGAUUUGGAGAAAAUAAAGUAUUUUAUUUUAGGUUUUAAA
Phalacrocorax carbo (great cormorant) is the source of this 7386-nucleotide messenger RNA. The record is from RefSeq and is a predicted model, not a curated record. NCBI's taxonomy places the organism in Eukaryota, Metazoa, Chordata, Aves, Suliformes, Phalacrocoracidae.